AUGGGCGACUGCAAGGGGAAGAGCGGGAGCAGCCUUGACCGUGUGGGGAUGGGGCAGCAGCGUCCGGCGAUAUGGGCGGGGAAGUCGCACGGGACGGCGGCGGGGAAAUCGCAGGGGACAGCGGCGCCUCAAGCAACUUCCAACGCCGGCGACGAGCGCGACCUUCACGGGCUGGACAACGACAAGAUGCGGGCGACGGGCGCGAGCUGGAAGACGGCGGGAUUCGGGCGGCGACGGGGGCGGCGGCGGCGGGGCCGGGGAGCUAGGCUGCGGGGGCUCCAGCUGCUCCUGUCUCCGGCGCGAACGAGGGCGGGUGCUAGCGGCGGACGGGGCGGAGGGGGCGGGAGCUGGCGGCGGGGCGGCGUACGAGGCGGCGGGGCCGAGAGCGGCGGCGGGGCGGCGUACGGGGGCGGACGCCGCGACGGGCCGGAGAAGGCUGGCGGCGGGGCGGCGAACGGGGGCGGACGCUGGCGUCGGGAAGGGCGACGAGAGGAGAGAAGAGCUCGAGGACAGGGUAUCGGGCUGGGGGCUGUGUGGCCGUUCGGUGGUACAUCUUUUUUUGUUUGGGCUUCUGCUUUUGGGGGUCUAAAAGCAGCAAAAGCAGAAGCAGAAGCCCAAACAAACGGAGCCUAA
Messenger RNA from Lolium perenne, 633 nucleotides. Lineage: Eukaryota; Viridiplantae; Streptophyta; Magnoliopsida; Poales; Poaceae. The record is from RefSeq and is a predicted model, not a curated record.